This is a messenger RNA of Truncatella angustata, 2517 nucleotides long. RefSeq lists its product as uncharacterized. The record is from RefSeq and is a predicted model, not a curated record. NCBI's taxonomy places the organism in Eukaryota, Fungi, Ascomycota, Sordariomycetes, Amphisphaeriales, Sporocadaceae. Bases 275 to 2236 code for a protein of 653 amino acids. The transcript has 2 exons.
ACCUCUACUUCCACUUCCACUUCCACUUCCACUUCCACUUCGGCUUCAGCCCUGGACUCGGACCCGAACACCACUACCAAAAAAACCAACAAGCCUACGCCAGCAUCUCAGUCCUCUUCUUCUUCUUCUUCCUCAGCACUUGUCAUUUGCAGAAACAAGUCAGUAUUCCCUGCCCAGGGAGAAUAGGCACUGGAAAUACAUCUCGUCUUUCCACGGACCAUGGCUUCAACUUCCGCUCGAGGUCCUCGAGACCGUCGCCAACGCCAACUACUAUAUGCCUCUUCCCCGCCCAGUAGACCCGGCUGUCUUUUACGACUUGGUCAAGAUUCGCAAGCUGGUAGAUGAUGCAACCGAUCUCGCCGUCCGAGCUGCCAACGGAGUCACCUCGACCGCCAUGUCCAACUCCCUUGCUGGAGGCGCCGCGCAUCAGAUGCAGGCACUUGGGCUGGGCUUUAUGAAUAAUGGAGGCAUGAAAUUAAGUCCAGAGCGCCGCUUCAAGUUACGGGAACAAGCCACUCAAAAGCUGUCCCGUGCCUACCACAUCGACGAAAUCGCAUCCAGCGUAGCUACCAUGCAGUCGACAUCCACCCUCGAGAACGUCGCCGGUCUGGUACUGCAGAGGGCCCCGAGCGAUCCAGACGCCAACUAUGUUCACUUCUUUCACGAGAAAAUCCCGAGCAGGCAGCUUGCCGAGUGCACCGAUUUGCGUGCCCUCGACUUGAUCGUCAGUCAGAGGCAUAGCGAUUGCGAGCCUCUGAGAACCAGGGCCAUUGUGCGCAUGUUCAAGAAUGAUUUCGAAGGCGCUGCCCAAGACUUCACUCGAGCAUUGGGUGUCUACCGAACCUAUCACCUGGCUACACACAGACCUCCCUACGAGAACAUGCAGCUGGAACGCAGAAACAACCGCCGCCGUGAUACACCAUCGUUGGACGAGCGCGACCAGCCCAGAAGCACCGAGGUUCAAUUGUUGUUCCAACGCGCCGGCUGUUAUUUAACAUUGGCUUGUGGUCAUGUUGACGCCUCUUUGCUCAAACGUGGAACCCAUAGAAGCCCCGGCUCGGAAGUGAAGGCGAACGGUACGGAAAACGACGUGACCACGCCUCCAUUGACAAAUCAAGGCACCACCGCCUCCGAAAGGGGGCCAACCAAAAGAGAGGUGGAAAACCGCAAGGCAGUGAGAAUGUAUGCAAAAAGGGCUCUCCGUGAUUACAUGGAGUACCUCAAGUCCUUGCAGUACUCGCCAGACUUACCUGUGGAAAUGUCCGAUGACUUCACUAGGCAAGUAAACCAAGCCAACCAUCGGAGCAGAAGGUACCAGGGUCAGGGACGCAACGGGGCCCAGGACCCGUCUAGUCCGAUCAACGGUGGUGUUGGUCAUAUAGUCUAUUCUCUUCAUGAACUCUUCACUGCAACGCCACCCGCGGAUCUCCCCCCGUAUCCCUCCACAGACCUCGUGUCUGCCCAUGCGCCCGAAUCUCUUGAGACUGCAAUGGAGUUCGUCACCUACCAUCCACUGCUGACAGAUGCCCUUCAUUCGCUGCUCUUGUGCCACGCACUUAUUCAGACAUCUGCAAAGGAGCUCCAGAGGCAUGCUUACAUGGUGGCCCGCCUCGCGCGGCUGACAGAUGGGUACCCCAUAUUCCAGGCCAGUCGAUCUCCAGCAAGGGCUGAUUGGAUUGAGAUCCUACGACGUGGCGAGAACUGGAUAGGUCUAUCCUCAACUUGGGAAACACUUUGUGCUCCGGCCCCCCUCGUCACGGCCAUGUCGCCGGGCGGGAACCUCUCGGCCGCCACUGCUACGGCCAACGCAAUGGCCAUUACGGGCGGGCCGAGUCCAGCCGAAACUGAGGAGCAGCGCAAAGACAGACUCAAGCAUCAGGCGAUAAUUGAGGCUCUUGAGGACGAGCGCGUCAAUGAUGAGGCAAGCUUCAAGGCUGCUAUCUUGGCUCGUCAGCGUAGAGCCGAGGCCGAUCAAGCCAAUGCUACCAAUGGAAACACCAUUGGGAGUAAUGGUCCCGCAAAGUCCCCAUCGUUAGUAUCUCAGAAGCGCUGGGCUGUUGAUGAUGGACGCGAAUACCCGAUCUUGACGGAGCGAGCUGAGGCCGUUGCUCGAUGGGUCCGUGAGGCGCCUGCGGGUUCUGGCGGCAAGCGGAAGAAGAAGCCGGGGUCUGCAAGAAAACUUGCUUCUACUACUGUAACCGAAAGCACGGAAAGCUUGGAACCUGCUAACACGUGAUAGGGUUGCGUGGGGCCUCCAGGAGAAGGAGGAACAACGAUCCGACAGGUCACUAUAUACUCAACUGUAGCAUCUCGAGGUAUAUACCAGAAAGCGUUGAAAUCGAAAUCACCACCUAGCAGGUAUGAACUCAUUUGAAUCUAUCCCCCCGCUGAACCGGACAUGCAACCCGUCUGAAAAGAAAUUGCUGGCCAAUCGGUAUACUUCCGAUCGGUAAUUGCACGCCAAGUGCUUUUUAAAAGCCACAACGGUGAGGCUCAUGCUUUCACAUAUGUCACCAA